AUGGCCUCCCCUUCCCACGCCGACACGGGCUUCCUUCCGGCGCCUGACACCAUGUCAAACACCACCAACCACUCGGGCGAACCGGUCAAGCGGGACACCGGCCCAGCCGACGGGACUGUCGUCGUCGUCGUCCCAUCAAAUACCACGGUGGUCUCUGGUGCCACGGCCAGCAGGGGCCGUCCCUCGCCCGGAUCAGAGAGGCGGUCGCGGAGGAGCAUGGUCGGCAAGGAUACGACCCGCUCAAGCGAUGGAAGGAGGAGACGUUCAAAGAUGGGCCCUGGCAUGGCUUUGGGCCGCGGAAGGACUGAUGGGGAGCUCUCCAUGGUCGCCGGAGCUUGUUUUGUCUCUCGCGGCGGCUCACUGGCCAUCACGAUUAUAGAGGUGGACUUACAUGGUAUAUUAGUGGGCACCCUAUACCCUCCCCACACUUUUGUCCGCCCACGUACGUCAGCGCACCUCACAGUGGAUAGGUAUUACUUUCUUCCCAAUACAUACCAACUUGAACCCGCUUUGCAACAGCCUUACCAAGAAAUGAUAUUAUCCAUGAUAUCUUGGGUCUUUGUGGACUGUAAAAGAAUUUUGUGA
Molecule: messenger RNA, 585 nt
Organism: Gaeumannomyces tritici R3-111a-1
Lineage: Eukaryota; Fungi; Ascomycota; Sordariomycetes; Magnaporthales; Magnaporthaceae
Exons: 3
Coding region: 1-585 (194 amino acids)
Source: RefSeq, a predicted model, not a curated record